Molecule: messenger RNA, 1020 nt
Organism: Pteronotus mesoamericanus
Lineage: Eukaryota; Metazoa; Chordata; Mammalia; Chiroptera; Mormoopidae
Product: nucleoporin NUP35-like
Exons: 1
Coding region: 181-933 (250 amino acids)
Biological process (GO): NLS-bearing protein import into nucleus; nuclear pore organization
Cellular component (GO): nuclear pore nuclear basket; nuclear pore central transport channel; nuclear membrane
Molecular function (GO): phospholipid binding; structural constituent of nuclear pore; nucleic acid binding
Source: RefSeq, a predicted model, not a curated record
CAGCCUUUGCUGUGGAACCCUAGGCGCCCACAUUGGGAUCUGAACCAAUGAUGCUGGGUUCUCCCACAUCUCCAAAACCAGAGGUUAAUGCCCAGUUCUUACCUGGAUUUUUAAUGGGGGAUUUGCCAGCUCCAGUGACCCCCACAACCUCGAUCACUUAGUGGUCCUUCAGUAGGAGUAAUGGAAAUGAGAUCACCUUUACUUGCAGGUGGGUCACCACCACAACCAGUUGUACCAGCUCAUAAAGAUAAAAGUGGAGCUCCACCAGUUAGAAGUAUAUAUGAUGACCUUUCCAGCCCAGGGCUUGGAUCAACACCUUUAACUUCAAGAAGACACCCAAACAUGUCAGUAAUGCAGAGUCCUCUUGUUGGAGUUGUCACAACUACUCCUGGAACAGGGCAAAGUAUGUUUAGUCCAGCAAACAUUGGUCAGCCACGAAAGACAACAUUAUUUCCUGCCCAGUUGGAUCCUUUUUAUACUCAAGGAGAUUCUCUGACUUCUGAAGAUCACCUUGAUGACACAUGGGUAACUGUGUUCGGGUUUCCUCAAGCAUCUGCUUCCUAUAUAUUAUUACAAUUUGCACAAAAUGGGAAUAUCUUAAAACAUGUGAUGUCUAACACAGGAAAUUGGAUGCAUAUCCGUUAUCAAUCCAAACUGCAGGCCCGGAAAGCCUUAAGCAAAGAUGGGAGGAUUUUUGGAGAGUCCAUCAUGAUUGGUGUAAAACCAUGUAUAAAUAAAAGUGUUAUGGAAAACAGUGACAGGUGUGCUUUGUCGUCUUCAUCUCUAGCCUUUACACCACCAAUCAAAACCUUAGGUACACAAACGCAACCUGGAAGUACUCCUAGGAUAUCUACCAUGAGACCUCUUGCUACAGCAUACAAAGCUUCUACUAGUGACUAUCAGGUCAUUUCUGACAGACAGACACCAAAAUAAGAUGAAAGUCUUGUAUCCAAAGCAAUGGAGUACAUGUUUGGCUGGUAGUAUAGUAAGAGCUAAGAACUCAAUCAACUGCAAAGGAGG